AUGACGGAAGAGUCGCCGCGCUUCUAUCGGGCGGCGUGGUUGUUGAAGCAAGCAGAAUGGCGGUUUGCGUGGGAUCGACGAUAUUUUGUUCAAGACGGUCUGCGACUGGCAUACCGCGCAGAGGAGAAAGGACCGGAGAAAAAAAACGGUUACAUCGCUUCCCUGCUGCGCAAUGUGGGGCCGCAGCAUUCGCUCACCUUCCGUGUGUGGCUGAAGGAGGGGGAUUGCUGGACGCUCCGCGCCGAGACGGAGGAGGAGCACCGUCAGUGGACGGACAGCAUCACCGCCGCGUUGGUGCAGGAUGCCGUGGAGGGAGAAAGAGACGUGCGUGAGGGCGUCGUACUAAAGAAGGCUGCAUGGACAGGAGAGUGGCGGCAGCGGUACUUUGAACUGGAUGGUACUCGCAUGGCGUACCGAGCUAGCAAGGAGGGUGUUGUGCGGAACCGCUUCAUUAUUGUGGCGGCCGAUGUGGCAGGCGAGGAAGGUAGGGAGUGUGAGCUGCUCGUGACGACAAGCUGCAGCGAAUGUUUCUGGAUGAAGUUCAUCACUGCAGCACAGUGCAACGACUGGAGAGGUGUCAUUGCACGUGGACUGCGCCGCACAGUGCCGUGGCACUGGCAAUUGCUUGUGUCAGCACACCCCUUGGAAUAUAAUCCUCUCCACGUGCAGUACCACGCAGCAGCGAGCGGCAGCGGCAAUGUUGUGUACUGCUACGGGGGCACAAAGGCGCUGGCGACCCAUCGGUACGUGCCCGCAACACGCACCUUGUUGCCGGAUGUGCGCCGUGAGAGUGUUGAGCGACAGCUCACGCGCAUUCGCCUUGCUGCAGAGCACGUCUGCACCGCAGUUGAUGUUCUGCCCUACGAGGAGAGCGAGCAUGCAAAAUUGCGGCCGCCUCCUCUCUUUGGCGCGGCCAUCUGCACUGUUGUUGUCCCACCACCACCAUCAUUAUCAUCAUCAUCGUUGACCGCAGGAACAUCAAUGCCCUCGUCGGAGUAUCUACUACUAGUGGGGGGCCGUGGUGAGACCACCACCGUCCGCGAUGUGGCCGUGGAGAUGUGGUUGUGUGCGCUGCACGUCCCCGCGCCAAAGUGGCAGCGGUGCCAGUACGACACAACGCUGCUGCCCCACCGCACAUUUCACACACUGACCGCACGAUACCCGUCGAUGGCGUUACUUGUUGGCGGCAUGGAUGACAUGAACCGUGUGAGCGCGGACUGCUUCUCCAUUGCGUGGCCCGCUGAUGGGGUGGAGUUGUUCACCUCUCCUCCAGUGGUUGAGUUCUUCGGCUUCCUUCCAGAACCCCGUGCGUUUCAUGCGUGUGUGGCGCUGCGUGACGAGUCUCUUCUCGUGGUGGGUGGGCGCAGUGUCGGCAAUAGCAGUGCCGCUCCUGCACUGCUUCGGCUUGCGAGUGGCGUAACGGAGUGGAACGAGGUGGUGGCGGACCCACCGCUGCCGAGUUUGGACCACGUGUGUGCAGCUGCUGCUGGCGGUGGCUGUGGUGAGGGUGAGGGUGAGGAUUUGGUGUUUGUGCUCGGCGAGACGUGCAACAUGUGCCCCACCCCAAGACUUUUCCAGCUUGCCCUUCAAUCACCGAUACUCGCUGUUGCGCGCGAAAUAAAACUGGCUGUGGGUGCAAUUCCGCGGCACUGUUGUGGGGCGACCAUGCACCACGCGGCGGGGUACCUGUAUGUUAUUGGAGGCUGCUACUACAGCAAUGGCAACGGCAUGGGGGGUGCGGUCUCAUUUCAGAAUCCUGUUCGCAUGCUCAUUGGUGGUGACAGUGGUAGUGAUGCUGAUGCGGCGACGGUAGGGCCGCCAGUGCCAGAGAUUGGUGGGCCAGCUUGA
This is a messenger RNA of Trypanosoma grayi, 1848 nucleotides long. RefSeq lists its product as hypothetical. Lineage: Eukaryota; Euglenozoa; Kinetoplastea; Trypanosomatida; Trypanosomatidae. Gene Ontology annotation, molecular function: protein binding. The record is from RefSeq and is a predicted model, not a curated record. The coding region runs from base 1 to 1848 and encodes 615 amino acids. The transcript has a single exon.